Messenger RNA from Drosophila elegans, 744 nucleotides. RefSeq lists its product as uncharacterized. The coding region runs from base 73 to 630 and encodes 185 amino acids. Lineage: Eukaryota; Metazoa; Arthropoda; Insecta; Diptera; Drosophilidae. The record is from RefSeq and is a predicted model, not a curated record. The transcript has a single exon.
UUUACGUCAAAAUUGGUUUUCGACUAUGUAGUUUUUGAACUUUUAAGUUCAAAUAAUAUUAUUAACCCUCUAAUGGCUGAUGUGGAGGAAGAGGAAGCUCCUUCAGAGACAGUAGAUGACCAAAAUAAUGGAAAUGAAGCUGAAGAGGAUCUUAAAGGAGAAGGCGAAGAUGGUGACGAGGAGCAGGUUGAGGAAGAACAGGAGUCUGAAGAAGAAAAGGAUCUCUUCGAACUUUUGGACCAGGAAUAUCUAGAGGUGAUCAAGGAGAUCGACACCCAGAACUUGGUCAUACAAGAGCUGAAAGCAAAGUCUUGUCAAUUGAUGUACAAAAAAUGCAAGACCUACGAGGACAAGCAGGAGUACAAGCGACUGAGGGCCUGUCAGGAUCAAGGGGACAUCCAUUUGAGGAGCCUGGUCAAUCGAGCUAUUCAACUGCAGAACUUUGGAUCUCCCAGGCAGUACAGAGAUAUUGAAAUGGAGCUUACAGAUGUGGAGCAAAGUUACUUCUUCACUGCCCUUCAGUCGACCUUUUCAGGUACAUGCCCAACCCCCUCGGAAGAUGAAUCAUGUCAAGGAUGUUGCUUCUCAGACUCUAGUUCAGAUUCAGAUGAUGGUCUGUGCUGUUCGUAAAUUUAGGCUACUUUGUUUGGGAUAGUAAAGACUUUUCGGGGUACUGAAAAAAGUCUGGGUUUUAAAAGUUUUUGGACUUUAAGCAAUAAAAAACUAACACAUUUUUAACCUAAA